This is a messenger RNA of Pyrus x bretschneideri (Chinese white pear), 538 nucleotides long. RefSeq lists its product as uncharacterized. The transcript has 3 exons. Gene Ontology annotation, biological process: proton motive force-driven ATP synthesis. The record is from RefSeq and is a predicted model, not a curated record. Bases 115 to 276 code for a protein of 53 amino acids. NCBI's taxonomy places the organism in Eukaryota, Viridiplantae, Streptophyta, Magnoliopsida, Rosales, Rosaceae. Gene Ontology annotation, molecular function: proton transmembrane transporter activity.
GGAAGUCUGGAGGAGUAGGGCUCGGUGCUUUGUGAAUUGGGAGGUUUUACAGAUUUUCCUUCUCGUUCGGUUCGUCUAAUUGCUGAACAGUCAGUCUCCUCUCCAGCAACAAAAAUGGCGCCGCCUCCUGGACCAUAUUCUGGAACCAGCACCCUCGCCUUGGUGGCUCGUGUUUCCGCAUUCUCCUUUGGACUCGUAUACGGAAGCGUUAAGCUCAAGUACCUCAAGGCAAAGGCUAAAUCUGAACAAAAGGCUGCGGCAAAGGAUCAUCACUGAAGGAGAUGUGUUCUACCAGAAGUUGUGAAUGAAGAAUGAGGUGGUUUUCAGAUAUAAAUAAUACGUAAGGGUGGACUGUACCAAUAUUUCUCUUAAAGCUUUUGUGGAUCAUGAAAUCUUUGCUUAAAGCUCCAGGUUUUUUUUUUUUUGACUGAGAAUUAUGAAUUCAGUACUUAGGAUGCUUAGAUUUCCUCUUCAUAGCGAUGAUUUUGAGGGUAAUGUUCCCUUGAUUAAUAAGAUGCUUAUCUUUUUCAGUCUUCAA